Balaenoptera musculus (blue whale) is the source of this 1483-nucleotide messenger RNA. It is a transcript of the gene JPT1, whose product is annotated as Jupiter microtubule associated homolog 1. The transcript has 5 exons. The record is from RefSeq and is a predicted model, not a curated record. The coding region runs from base 134 to 598 and encodes 154 amino acids. Lineage: Eukaryota; Metazoa; Chordata; Mammalia; Artiodactyla; Balaenopteridae. Gene Ontology annotation, cellular component: nucleus.
GUCCGGCUAGCAAACAGCGGUGGAGGCUCUUGCAGCGGUCGCCGGCUCUGGGGUGCGGGGGUACUCUACGCUCCUCAGACCUGACCCUUUCAGCACUCCGCUCCCGCGCCAGCCUACCUCGCUCCUCGGCGCCAUGACCACCACCACCACCUUCAAGGGCGUCGACCCCAACAGCAGGAAUAGCUCCCGGGUUCUGCGGCCUCCAGGUGGUGGAUCCAAUUUUUCAUUAGGUUUUGAUGAACCAGCAGAACAACCUGUGAGGCGGAACAAAAUGGCCUCUAGCAUCUUUGGGACACCUGAGGAAAAUCCCCCUUCCUGGGCCAAGUCGGCAGGUGCCAAGUCUUGUGGUGGCCGGGAAGAUUCUGAGUCAUCUGGACCCCAGAGAAGGAACUCUUCUGAAGCAAACCCUGGAGACUUCUUAGAUCUGAAGGGAGAAGGUGAUGUUCAUGAAAACGUAGACACAGACUUGCAGGCCAGCCUGGGGCAGAGCGAGGAGAAGCCUGUGCCCGCUGCCCCUGUGCCCAGCCCAGUGGCACCGGCGCCCGUGCCAUCCCGGAGAAACCCCCCUGGUGGCAAGUCCAGCCUCGUCCUGGGUUAGCUCCGUCUGCCCUGAACUCUGUCGUUUCGUUUCUUUGUUUUUUCCAUGCUUGUGAACUGCACAACUUGAGCCUGACUGUACAUGUUUUGGAUUUGUUUCAUUAAAAAAGAAGCACUUUAUGUACUGCUGUCUUUUUUUUUUUUUGGAAGAACAGGUUCUCUGUCUGUCCUGAUUCCUCUGGGUCUAUAGGCCUUGGCAUGAGUGUUUUCUAGUAGUAGAUUGGAGGGAAAGCUUUGUGACACUUAGUACCGUGUUUUUAAGAACAGAUAACUUGGUUUCAAAUGUGUUAAAGGAUCUUUUGUACUGAGGUUUUUAAAACCCUUUUCUUGUCAGCUUUACUAGGGUUUACCAAGCCUGGAUCGGACAGACCAGUAAACAGUCCACAGGCGCUGUCCCUUCAGGCCCCCAAACAAGGUUGUCUUGAUGCUGAACCUACCUGGUGUUGCCCUAACUUGUCAGUGCCCUUUGCGAAAAGCAUCUUCCUGUGCCAUAUGGAGCGACAGAGGCCUGUGCCCCAUGCCUUGCUGCCUGCAAAGCAAAAAAACAACUGCCUUUUAUUUCUGAACCUUAAGAAAUAUUUAAGCCAGAUACUAACUUGACUGGCUGAGCAAAGCCCGCUGCCCCCACGCAGAGGAAGGCUUCGCUGUACACUCAGACUGACCAAUUCCAGGUGGUGAAGCAGGGGUGGGGACCACAUGGAAGUGGGACUUCCUGGUGAAGGGAUCCCCCCCCGCCCCCCCGGGGGCAGUGCUCUUCUUAGAUAACUUGAAGCUGUGUGCAUGAUGCUGGUGCUUGACCAUGAAAGAAAGUCUCAUCCUUAAAACCUGUGUUGUACUUCACAAUCCUGGACUGUUGCUUAAAGUAAACAAUGUACAAAUUUUGAAA